Cryptotermes secundus is the source of this 4851-nucleotide messenger RNA. RefSeq names its product AP-3 complex subunit delta-1 (gene garnet). Gene Ontology annotation, biological process: Golgi to vacuole transport; synaptic vesicle budding from endosome; protein targeting to vacuole. The transcript has 27 exons. Gene Ontology annotation, cellular component: endosome membrane; terminal bouton; AP-3 adaptor complex. Bases 216 to 3893 code for a protein of 1225 amino acids. The record is from RefSeq and is a predicted model, not a curated record. NCBI's taxonomy places the organism in Eukaryota, Metazoa, Arthropoda, Insecta, Blattodea, Kalotermitidae.
ACGUCACAUGACCUCAAGAUAAGGUGUCUGCAGUGUCUAAUGUUAACGACGGGAAUGAGGAGAAAGUUUGGUUUAGAUCUGUGAUAUUUAAUAUAAAAUAUAUAUAUAAAUAAAUAUAGCAUUGCAGUUAUAUUUAAUGAAUUAUACAAGAUAUAUUAGUAAACUGUGUAUCGUUUACUUACCAACCUUAUUUUGUUGCUGAUGUGGGGCUUGCCAUGGCACUUAGAAAAGUCAAGGGUAACUUCGAGCGUAUGUUUGACAAAAAUUUAACAGAUUUAGUUCGUGGAAUAAGGAAUAACAAAGACAGCGAGGCCAAAUAUAUUGCUCAGUGUAUUGAAGAGAUAAAACAAGAACUGCGUCAAGACAACGUUGCUGUCAAGGCAAAUGCUGUUGCUAAACUUACAUAUCUGCAGAUGUUGGGUUAUGACAUCAGUUGGGCAGGUUUCAAUAUAAUUGAAGUGAUGAGCUCAUCCAAAUUUACCUAUAAGAGAAUAGGGUACCUUUCAUCAUCGCAGAGUUUCCAUUCUGAUACUGAAUUGUUGAUGCUCACAACAAACAUGAUCCGCAAGGACCUGAACAGUCAGAACCAGUAUGAUGCUGGGCUUGCUUUGUCUGGGUUAUCAUGUUUCAUCAGUCCUGAUCUUGCUAGGGACCUUGCCAAUGAUAUAAUGACUCUGCUGACAUCAACUAAGCCCUAUCUCAGAAAAAAAGCUGUCCUCAUGAUGUACAAGGUGUUUUUACGAUUUCCCGAAGCUCUUAGGCCAGCAUUUCCACGCCUUAAGGAGAAGCUUGAAGAUCCAGAUUCUGGUGUACAAUCAGCAGCUGUGAAUGUGGUGUGUGAGCUGGCACGCAAAAAUCCCAAGAACUAUCUAAGCCUGGCUCCAGUCUUCUUCAAACUAAUGACCACUUCUACUAACAAUUGGAUGCUCAUCAAGAUAAUUAAACUGUUUGGUGCCCUGACCCCUUUGGAACCUCGGCUUGGUAAAAAGCUAAUAGAACCACUCACCAACCUCAUUCACAGCACAUCAGCCAUGUCCCUCCUGUAUGAGUGCAUCAAUACAGUCAUUGCAGUUCUGAUCUCAAUUUCUUCAGGAAUGCCAAACCAUAGUGCAUCAAUACAGCUUUGUGUGCAGAAGCUGCGAAUACUUAUUGAAGACUCAGAUCAGAAUUUGAAGUACCUGGGGCUUCUGGCUAUGUCGAAGAUACUCAAAACACAUCCAAAGUCAGUGCAGGCUCACAAAGACCUCAUUAUGCAGUGUCUAGAUGACAAGGAUGAGUCAAUCCGCCUUCGCGCUCUUGAUCUCCUCUAUGGCAUGGUAUCUAAGAAGAAUCUCAUGGAGAUUGUGAAAAAACUGAUGGUGCACAUGGACAAAGCUGAAGGUACAACCUACAGAGAUGAGCUUCUCUCAAAAAUUAUUCAGAUCUGUUCCCAGAAUAACUACCAGUACAUCACAAACUUUGAAUGGUAUGUGAGCGUGUUGGUAGAAUUAACACGCAUGGAAGGUAGUCAGCAUGGAUCACUUGUGGCAUCUCAAAUGCUGGAUGUUGCAACACGAGUGCAAGCUAUCAGGCAAUUUGCUGUCCAGCAGAUGGCUUUGCUUAUAGACAGUGCACAUUUAUUAACAGCUCAGAGUUCUACAAUGUCACAAGUUCUCUAUGCAGCAGCCUGGAUAACUGGAGAGUUCUCUCAGUACCUGACAGACCCCCAGUCAACACUUGAAGCCAUGUUGCGUGGGCGUGUCUUUGCCUUACCAGGAGAUAUUCAGGCUGUUUAUGUACAGAACAUUCUCAAACUCUUCACUAACAUCCUCAGUCACACAGAGGAGCAUCAGGACAUUGAAAGAAUCAAUAAGCUGUGUGACAUGAUAGCAGAGAAUUUGCCACAGUUUGUGUCAAGUGCAGAUCUAGAAGUCCAAGAACGGGCUAGCUCAGCUCUGCAACUUGUGCGGUAUUUACAGAAACAAAUUAACAAAGGUGAACUUGGAGUAGCUACAGAGUUGACAGCAUGGUUUGCUGGAGAAUUGAAUCCUGUGGCUCCUAAAGCUCAGAAGAAAGUUCAAGUUCCCGAAGGACUGGAUCUUGACAUGUGGAUUAAUGACCCUCCAUCUGAGAGCUCGGAGGAUGAGGACAUGGCCGGAGUAGGAGGACCUGACAUAUUUGUUAAGGCUAACAAUUUGACAGAUGGAAUGUAUGGUGAAAAUAACCACAAUAAAGAGCUGGAAUUAACGGAGGAAGAGUUGGAAAAGCGUCGACAAGCCCGCAGACUGGAGCAGGCAAACAACCCACACUACUUGAAGACAUCUUAUGAACACAAGACAAACAACAGGUUCAGCAGCACAGUGAUAGAUGAAUUUGCAGAGAUUCCAAUUACAGAAAUUGACCUACCUGUCCAACUUAAAGUUCCAGGUCUCACUUCACCUGACAGCUAUCUCAAUUUGGAUCGGUCUUCGGACAAACGACACAAGAAGAAGAAAAGGAGGAAAGGAAAGAAAGGGAAAGUGGCCACAAGUGAGGAGGAAGAAGAGGUUGUUGCACCUCUCCAUGUAGUGAACACAGACAUUGGAGAAAUGCCUGAAGGAGCACAAGUUUCUGAUGGAGAAGAGCCUGACUCUCGACCAAAUGAUGAUCCUCAUAAAGCACUAGACAUUAACUUGGAUGAACCUCUGCGAGAUGAGGAGAAACUUCCUGUUCUAACACAUCGAACUGUAGAGUCGCCACCUACAGAACAACCUGGUGGAAAGAUGAAGAAACCUCACCACCACAAAGACAAAAGUAGAAGUAAGGACAAGGAAAAGAAGUCUAAGAGCAAAUCGAGAGAGCACCAUAGCAGCAAGAGUAGUAGAAAGGCAUUAGACAGUGUGGACUUGUGGCUUACUGAGGAUCCUCCAGAUAACCAGCCUGUGAUAUUAGAAUCAAAUCAGAAUGAAACUUACUCAGUUAAGAAUGUAGAACUGAAGACUUCAAGAGAAAAGAAGAGGAAAACCAAAGAUGGCAAAAAGGAGAAGAAGAAAGGACAAGUAAAAUACAAGGAAGGUUAUGAAGAAGCCGCUGGUAUCUCGACACCCUCUAAAGAAGUUGUGGAAGAUACUCUACCAGACUGUGUUACGUCUGAAGUUAAUCAACUGGCAGCAGUUGUGCAGCAACCUCCUCUCUCAGCCUACAUUAGGUUGGCAGGAGACAAGAAUUUGCAGCUGAUGUAUGAGACGAGACUUCUACCUCAUGAAAGUGAUCAAAUUGUAGUUUCCAUCGUACUGAAAAAUCAGAGUUCUUCUGUUAUUAAGGAGCUGGUUUUCAGCAUGUGUGAUACUCCAGCUGUGAGACUGCUUAGAGCUAACAGAGAUGAUCAGUUUGGAAUUAAGAUGCACUUCCAGCUCCCAGCAAGGUGUAAUAGUGAAGCUCAGCUUGCCUUCCAUGUGACAGAUGUGACAUUCCCACAUAAAGUGAGGGGCACUGUCACUUAUAUGGUCCAGAUUGCUGAUGGGUCAUCAACUCACGAGAAACUUGACUUCUGGUUAAAUCUACCAUGUUCAACUUUUAUGAUUGGUAGACUGUCACAUCGUGAUACUGUGACUGAUUUGCUCUCUAGUGGUCAACUCACAAAACGGAGAUCCAUGCUCCUUGAUGAUGUUCAAGAAGAAUUCUCACAGAUACUGGCACGAAUAUGUUUCCACUGCCACUUCAUACUUGUGGAGCAGGUUGACAAGACUGCAUCCCUCUACAGCCGCUCCAUUCAAGAUCAUCAUGUCUGUCUUUUGGUUAAGUCUGCAAAUAGUGGCAGUGAUGUGAAGGUCUCCUUAGAGGGUAAAAGCAAUUGUGAUAUACUUCUUGCAAACAUUCUCUCCGAGAUUGAGGUAUUGCUCCACACUUCAAAGCCGCAAGAAUCGUCAGCGUAGCUCCUGCCUGUACCGGCUCAUUCCAGUAUCACCAUAUGUGAAAAUGUUUUUAGUCAUCAAAUUCCAUUGUGUUUAUUUUUGGUAUUGAGGUAUCAGAAGAAACAUUUGUUUCCCAGGAAUUUCCUGUUUUUAUUACCACUUACAUAGAUAUAAAUUAUAAAUUUAAAGUACUGUCCAUACAUAAUACAGGUAAAUUGUGGGCACUGCUGCUGUAACAUAAAAUAACUGAAAGUAUGCUGUAUAUGUUUUUCAUUGUCUGGAUGCCAUGUGAACCUCAAGACUGCAUUUGUUCUUGAUAAAAUCUUGAAAACUUGAUUGAAGAUCAGUUUAAUUGCUGUCAGUGUGAGAAGUUUUCUUGGCUCCUUGUGUUGGAAUUCACAUGGCCUACUGCUCUGCUUACACCAGCCACUUACAUAUGCAGUAAUACCAUAUUCCUAGUGCUCAUUCAUGUCAGUAUUUAUUUAUCAAAACAUAAUUUGUGGGAUCUACAAGGCAGAUGCUUGAAAUUUCAGACAUCACCAUUCUGAUUUGAUCUGUCAGCAACAAGUUGAAAUAUAAAGACAAGUUAUUUGAAAACAAUUGUGAGUUGGACUUAAGGUUGCCAGCAGUGGACAUCAUCUUGUCUUAUGAGUGAGACUUGAUAUUCCAGUGCAAGGGGUUAGUGAUAUAAAGUUGAAGGAAGUGCAAGAAAAUGUAAAAAUAUUUCAUUUUUAAAUGAAUUUGAGAAGUAAUAGUGCAUAAUGAAGGUCACUGUAAGGUAAAGUUCAUUAGUUAUUUCAUGAGAUAUAGGGAGAGACAUGAUGAAUUAUAGGCAGAAGGAAAAUAAAAUUGGGAAUUGUAGUCAGUUCUGAAACAUUGGGUAAAUUUGCAAUUCUGUAUUCCAGCAUCCUGUUGCAAAACUUUAAUUAAAACGUCUGUGUAUCCACAGUCCGUCUAUAAUGCAGCAAUUGUUUAUUCA